Macadamia integrifolia is the source of this 1114-nucleotide messenger RNA. RefSeq names its product esterase AGAP003155-like. NCBI's taxonomy places the organism in Eukaryota, Viridiplantae, Streptophyta, Magnoliopsida, Proteales, Proteaceae. The transcript has 6 exons. The record is from RefSeq and is a predicted model, not a curated record. Bases 224 to 946 code for a protein of 240 amino acids.
AGUGAAUAGUGGUUCCCGUGUGGUCAGCCUCCGGAAAUCUCAACAUAGUCUGUUCGGAGUCGGACUUAAAUUCACAUUAUAAAACUCACAGCCACAGGCCACAGGCCACAGGCCACAACAACGACAACAACAAGGCAAAGGCCAUCGUCUUCUCUCGCCCGGUUGCGUAUAUAAAAGGGUCUAUCCACAGAGGAAGGAAGCUCCAACAGGUGUGGAGAAAGAGAUGGGUUCGAUCGGGAUUCAAGAACAGCCUGAACAGAGGAAGCCAAGGUUUCUAUGCCUUCACGGCUUUAGAACAAGUGGUGAAAUCAUGAAUAAACAGAUUCACAAAUGGCCCCAAUCUGUUCUGGAAAAAUUGGAUCUCAUCUACCUCGAUGCCCCUUUCCCUGCCGAAGGUAAAUCAGACGUCGAAGGCAUCUUCGAUCCUCCCUAUUACGAGUGGUUCCAAUUCGACAAAGAUUUUGUAGAGUACAGGAACUUCGAUGAGUGUCUUGCUUACAUCGAAGAGUGCAUAAUCAAGCACGGACCCAUCGAUGGUCUCAUGGGAUUCUCCCAGGGAGCGAUUCUCUCCGCUGCGUUGCCGGGUCUUCAGGCUAAGGGAUUAGCUCUGAAGAAGGUUCCGAAGAUUAAAUUUCUGAUCAUAAUCGGAGGAGCAAAGUUCAAGUUGGCUUCAUUGGCAGAGAAAGCAUACUCGUCUCCCAUAGACUGUCCCUCCCUCCACUUUCUCGGUGAGACGGACUUCCUAAAGCCACAUGGGAUCACACUCUUGGAUUCAUUCGUCAACCCUACAGUGAUUCAUCACCCCAAGGGCCACACAGUGCCCAGACUUGAUGAGAAGAGCUUGGAGUUGAUGAUGGGCUUCUUCGAUAGGAUUGAACACAAAUUGUCUGCCGAUGAACCUUCUUCCAAACAAGAAGAGAAGGACAGCAGUUGGAUUAUAUCUUAAAGGGGGGCACUCGCCUUUCUCUUUCUCUCUCCUUCUCUCCUUCUUUUCUUUUUCUCCCCUCUUAAGAUUCACUUUUUUAUUUUUUUGUUAUAUAGGGUUUAGGCUAUUUAAAGGAAGGCUUAUGUUGUAACAAUCAUUUAUUAGUGGCAUAAAUCUUUGUUGUGCUUA